Molecule: messenger RNA, 2521 nt
Organism: Asterias rubens (European starfish)
Lineage: Eukaryota; Metazoa; Echinodermata; Asteroidea; Forcipulatida; Asteriidae
Product: angiopoietin-1 receptor-like
Exons: 11
Coding region: 787-1773 (328 amino acids)
Biological process (GO): protein phosphorylation; positive regulation of kinase activity; cell surface receptor protein tyrosine kinase signaling pathway
Cellular component (GO): signaling receptor complex
Molecular function (GO): ATP binding; transmembrane receptor protein tyrosine kinase activity
Source: RefSeq, a predicted model, not a curated record
AAAAAGUCACUUUCAAAGUGGCUAACCUCUAAUCGUUAUGACACUUUCUGUCAACAACAAACACUUCUUGAACCUUGUCAACUUCUAAUGGUGGUUUGAAUUCAAACGUAUUUAAGUUGAUCUUCGUAGAUACCCAAAAGUAUUUUGAAAUGAAUAAUUGUAACACAAGUAUGAUUGUUGAUUAAUAGAUGUAAACGAAUGCAGCGACGGCUCGAAUGGCUGUCACGUGAAUGCUGACUGCACCAACACACAAGGUAGCCAUACGUGCACAUGUAGAGCUGGCUACACUGGAGAUGGAACCUGGUGUACAGAUAACGAGCCUCCACAACUUCAAGCUGGCACCUGUCCGUCAAAUAUAGAUGAAGUUGCAGAAGCUGGGAUGUCAGUCAAAAUGGUGACUUGGAUUAAUCCAUCAGCUAGUGAUACUACUGGUGUUGCUCCAACUAUUGUAUGUACACCACAGUCUGGCAGUGACUUUAUGAUUGGUACUCAAGAUGUCAUAUGUUCAGCUAUUGAUGCAGCUGGAAAUUGGGCUACAUCUAACUGCACUUUUACAGUCACAGUAACAGAUGAUCGAACGACUACAAAUGCAUCCGGUAAAUCUCAAACAUCCAGCAAUGUUCUAAUUAUAGUAAUUAGUGCAAGUGGUUUGACAGUGAUUGUCAUUGUCAUUGCGUUGGUGGGGUCAUACUAGUCAGAAGGAGGCAUCGUCAGAGAGACAAAGGGGCAAAUAUUAUUGCGAGGAAGCAGAGAAAUACGAAGAGGCGAAAAGAAGUUGCUCAUGAAAUGAAUGGGUACGAGAACAGCGUCGUUGGGCAGCUGAGUGUAUCACUGGAUUGCCAUGGAAACACUGCACAAGCAAAUGAGCACAAGAAUACUGAAAACGUAGCAAGUAGUUCGGCAAAUAUCUACGAGGAAGUUGGUCCAGUACCCUGGGCUAGCAGCUGGAUAAUUCCAUGGAGCAGUUUGGUUUUCAAGAAGGUCUUGGGCAAUGGACACUAUGGGGAAAUACGCAAAGGUGUAGUGAAGCUACAAGAUAAGGUCACUAAGUUAGCAGCGAUUACUCACCUUGAAGAAAAUGCUUCAGCAUUUGACACCGAGAAAUUCAUGGAAGAGUUUCGAGCAAUGUCUACUAUUGGUAAACACGCAAAUAUUGUGAGCAUUCUGGGAGCCUGUCUGAAAAAGGACGUGUGGUAUGUUGCCUGGCAAUAUCUACCAAAAGGUAACAUACACUCCUUCUUAAGAAGCAACCAGGACAAAGAAAUGACCAAGGUGUCUCCAGCGAAUCUGUUCCAGUUUGCUCUGGAUGUUGCUAAAGGGAUGCAACACAUUGCUGAAUCCGGGUUUGUUCACAGCGAAUUGUCAUCGAGGAACAUCGUCCUCAAUAAUGACAUGGUUGCCAUGGUUACUGGGAUUGGACUGUCAAAAUCAGCCGAUAUUUACGUCGAGACUUCUGAGGUAUGGGAUCCUUGUCGCUGUUGGGCCCUGGAGUCACUGACUAACAAGACAUUCACUACAAUGAGUGAUGUGUGGUCGUUUGGAGUUGUCGUCUGGGAAAUAAAAUCUCUGGGUCAGACCCCAUACGCUAGCACUGAAUCACAGGAUCUACUAUCGAUGUUGACGACUGGUUACCGUUUGGCUAAACCAAGGAAGUGUUCUGAUGAAAUGUAUAACCUGAUGCUACGAUGCUGGCAGAAAGAUCCGAACAAACGACCAAACUUUGACCAAAUUCUUGUAGGUCUGACAACGAUGAGUCGAAAGCACAAGAAAUAAAUACAAUGGAAGCCCCCCCCCCCCCCCAGUGAAGCAGUUAGUUUAAAUUCGCCUUUGUAGUUACUGCUCACAAACAAACAAGUGAAGAUCCAAGCGCAAUGCUAGGCCUACUAUUUACGUUUAAAACUAAGAAUUAUAACAAACUUAUCAUAUUAGACAAUAACUCCGGGGUAUCGUUAUGAAUAUAAAACUAGAAUAAUAUAGAAGUCCUGGUAGGGGCCAUUUGAUUUUGUCAACUUAAUACUGAUCAAUAGGCCGAAUUAUCAAUAAAGAUGUGCACAACAGAUGCACAAACGGCUUCAAAACGCAUGGCAGGCCUACAAAGGUGCUUCCUUUUGAUUGGUUUAGAGCGCAUCAUAAUUAUGAUAUGUAAUAUAUUGACUGAUCGACUGCGUGAAUGUGACGCGUUAUAAGCAGCAAACAAUGUAGUACAAAAUAGCAAAUAAUGUAUAACCCAAUAGGAACCAACAACCAAUUACAUACGAGCAACAGUUGCUCCUUUGUGUCUAAAAGCAAUACACAUCUGUAAUGGUAAAAACCAAUUUUAACUGUAAUUUGACUGUUUUUACUUGAAGGUUCACACUGGCGGUGGUCCCUCCCGGAGAGUAGUGGUUUUAACUAUAGCACUUUAAGCUGUCCGUUUGUAUAAUGGUACCCUGCAUGUGUACCAAUCAACUUAAAGACAGUGGACACUACUGGUAAUUGUCAAAGACCAGUCUUCUCACUUGCUGUAUCACAACAUAUACAU